Salvia miltiorrhiza (redroot sage) is the source of this 2820-nucleotide messenger RNA. RefSeq lists its product as uncharacterized. Gene Ontology annotation, molecular function: nucleic acid binding; RNA-DNA hybrid ribonuclease activity. The coding region runs from base 1 to 2820 and encodes 939 amino acids. Gene Ontology annotation, biological process: DNA integration. The transcript has a single exon. NCBI's taxonomy places the organism in Eukaryota, Viridiplantae, Streptophyta, Magnoliopsida, Lamiales, Lamiaceae. The record is from RefSeq and is a predicted model, not a curated record.
AUGGAUGGAUCAUCAGGCUAUAAUCAAAUUUGCAGGUCGCCAGAAGAUGAAGAAUUAACGGCGUUCCGCACUCCCAAAGGAAUUUAUUGCUACAAAGUUAUGCCGUUUGGACUGAAAAAUGCCGGAGCCACAUACCAAAGAGCCAUGCAGAAGAUCUUUGAUGAUAUCCUCCACAAAAAUAUUGAGUGCUAUGUGGAUGAAGUGGUAGUAAAGUCUAGAAGACGAAGCGACCAUCUGCAGGAUCUGAGAAUGGUCUUUGAACGAUUGAGGAAAUAUCAACUCAAGAUGAAUCCCUUAAAGUGCGCAUUUGGAGUGAAGUCUGGAAAAUUUCUUGGUUUCAUCGUCCGCCACCAAGGCAUAGAGAUUGAGCAAGCAAAGAUCGAUGCGAUAUUGAAAAUGCCCGAACCGCGAAACAUCCAUGACUUGAAAAGUCUUCAAGGAAAGUUGGCGUACUUGCGAAGGUUCAUCUCAAAUCUAGCCGGGCGAUGUCAACCAUUCAGUCGAAUCAUGAAGAAAGGCAUACCUUUUGAGUGGAAUGAGUCAUGCAGCACUGCUUUCAAUAGCAUCAAAGCGUACUUGAUGAAGCCUCCUGUUUUGGCCGCACCUGUAGCAGGACGUCCUUUAAUCCUGUAUAUCGCUGCUCAAGAACGCUCCAUGGGUGCACUACUCGCACAAGACAAUGAAAGCGGGAAAGAAAAUGCUUUGUACUACUUAAGUAGGACGAUGACACCAAAUGAGUUGAACUAUUCGCCAAUUGAGAAGUUAUGUUUGGCUUUGAUAUUCUCCAUCCAAAAACUUAAACAUUACUUCCAAGCUCAUACGGUGCGGCUCAUCUCCAAAGCAAACCCGUUAAAGUAUGUCAUGUCGAGACCAGUCUUGUCCGAUAGGCUUGCAAGAUGGUAUCUCCAGCUGCAACAAUUUGAAAUUGUCUACGUCCCUCAAAAAGCGGUAAAGGGGCAAGUAUUGGCUGACUUUUUGGCAGAUCAUCCAAUCCCCGCCGAAUGGGAAUUAACUGACGAUCUCCCAGAUGAAGAUGCACUUGUAAUUGAAAUCUCCCCACCUUGGACAAUGUACAUUGAUGGAGCAUCCCAUCAGGAUGAAGCUGGUGCAGGAGUUGUGUUCGUGUCACCAGAAAGACAAGUGUUGCCAUAUUCUUUCACAUUGACCAAAAAUUGUUCAAACAAUGUAGCAGAAUAUCAAGCGCUCAUCCUUGGUUUGGAAAUGGCAAUGGAUGCAAAGCAGCUACACUUGAAAGUUUAUGGAGACUCCAAAUUGGUAGUGAAUCAAAUCCUUGGAUUAUAUGAAGUCAAGAAACCGGAUCUGCUCCCAUAUGUCAAAUAUGCCCAAAAGCUCAUUGGACAAUUGGGGGACGUCGAACUUGAGCAUGUUCCGAAAAGUGAGAAUAAACAAGCUGACGCAUUGGCAAAACUUGCCUCUACAAUAGCCAUGGUUGGAGGAGAAGUUGCUAUACCAGUUUGCGAAAGUUGGGUCAUACCACCUGUCUUCGAAGAUGAGGAUUCUGAAGAAAAUGAAACCAACGCUGUUGAAGUCUUCGAGAUAGAAGAAGAAGAAGAUUGGCGCCAAUUGUUGGUAGAUUACCUGAAAUACGACAAGUUGCCAAGUGAUCCGCGUAGAAGAGUUGAUAUUCGGCGACGCGCCACUCGUUUCAUAUUCUUUAAAGGAACACUUUAUAGGAGGUCUUUUGAUGGAGUCUUCCUAAGGUGCUUAAGCAAUGAAGAAGCUGUCAAAGCUAUGGAAGAAGCGCAUUCUGGUGUCUGUGGAGCUCACCAAUCAGGACCUAAGCUACACUUUCGAAUAAAAAGAAUGGGUUACUAUUGGCCAACUAUGGUGAAAGACUGUUUGGAUUAUGCGCAAAGAUGUCAAGCUUGUCAAUUCCAUGCAAAUCUUAUCCAUCAGCCACCCGAGCCACUACAUCCCACAGUCGCGUCUUGGCCUUUUGAUGCUUGGGGCAUGGAUGUUGUUGGCCCGUUGACAAAAUCAUCAGGGGGACACUUAUACAUUUUAGCUGCGACUGAUUACUUCUCUAAGUGGGCUGAAGCACUACCCCUAAAAGAAGUAAAGAAAGAAACUGUUGCUGAUUUCAUCAAGACCCACAUCAUCUAUCGCUAUGGAGUUCCCCGAUAUAUCAUUACCGAUAAUGGAACGCCUUUCAGCAAUACGUUGAUAAAUAAACUUUGUGAGAAAUUUAGGUUCAAGCAGCGAAAGUCAUCCAUGUAUAAUGCGCCUGCCAACGGAUUAGCGGAAGCUUUCAACAAAACCUUGUGCAACUUGUUGAAGAAGGUGGUUGCGAAGACAAAGCGCGAUUGGCACGAAAGGAUUGGAGAAGCAUUAUGGGCGUACAGAACAACUCAUAGGACCCCAACACAAGCUACUCCUUAUUCUUUAGUCUAUGGUGUGGAAGCUGUUAUUCCCCUCGAGCAGCAGAUCCCCUCGCUAAGGAUUGCCAUACAAGAAGGCUUGACCGAAGAAGAAAAUGCUCGUCUGCGCUUGGAAGAGUUAGAAGCAUUGGAUGAGAGGAGAUUGGAAGCUCAACAAAGAUUGGAGUGCUAUCAAGCUCGAUUGUCAAAGGCUUUCAACAAGAAGGUACGACCGCGCUCUUUCCAAGUUGGAGAUUUGGUGCUUGCAGUGAGAAGGCCAAUUAUCAUGACUCAUCGUGUUGGAAACAAAUUUGUAUCAAGAUGGGAUGGCCCAUAUGUCGUCAAAGAAGUCUACACCAACGGGGCAUAUAAGCUACUUUCGGAAGACAAUGUGAGAGUUGGGCCCAUAAAUGGAAAGUUCUUGAAGCGCUACUAUCCCUGA